GUUGCCUGGCCGAGAAAGAAGAGAUUAGUAAGUAAGUAAAUCAGAUUGGAGUCUAAUCUGAUGCGGUGACUCAUGUCAGCAAGCAUUAAAGUCUCAUGGAAAGUCACCUGAGCACGCAAAGCACAUCAUUUGACGAUAAAACGAAGAAAAUACUGUAACUGUAAAUGAAGCAUCUCAAGAGUCAGUCAGGGAAACACAGGAUUGUGCAAGUAAACAUCCUAAAAUUAACAUUAACUAGCACUACCAUAGUAAGAAGUACUUAACUAUGGUACUUAAGUCGAUUUUUCAAGUGCGUACUUGUAUUUUACUUAUUUACAUUUGUGUCGUCCUACUUUUUCAGUCCCUACAGACUAGUUAAUUUGUCAAAAUAUACUUAGAUAUAUUUUUUCAACCUUUGCAGAUGACAACAUGAUGUAUAAAAAGGACAUAAAUAGAGAGAGGCAUAGUCAGCCCCAGUUGAGAUUUUGAUUGAUAAAGUGAUUGAUUGAGAUCUUGGGAAGGCAGCACGUGAACAGGAUGUUGUUGUCUGCUCCAAGAAUGAUUCGGGGUGAAUUGAUAGCAUCUUGUGCUAGCCUAAAAACCAACAGCUUCCGGCAUUCCAAAGUUGUCCUUUCGAGAAAACGACAUACAGGAAAAACAACCUAUCAGAUACAAAAGGCAUAACUGACGAGGUGUCAAUCAUUUGCCAUGGACCCUCGGGCAGACUCCGAUCACUUGCAUACCCCUGCGGCCUCGCGCUGGCCAGUCAGCUUGGGCUUCAGGAGCGUUGCUCAAACUAUGUCGGAAAAUACCCCAAAAUGUCUAUCCCUCAUUUCCGAACAAUUGGGCGCAAGACGAGCAACACGAUGCAGAGCAACGGACCUCAGGCAGCUGAGAAUUCAGAAGUAAGGCGGAAUUAGCAACGUUUCCCCUCGACAGGUAUGUUCAUCACCUUUUAGAUUUGUAAUUGAUAGGAAUGGGAAUUUGUACAUUCCGAAAAACUGAUAACAUUUAGUCUACUCCAUUAUGAAUAAGUCAUGCUACCAAUGUAGCAGCCAAGGCUAAUGUCAGCAUGUUUACAGUACUAAUGCUACCUUAGUAUUGGUAACACUGCUAGUUUGUUGAAGCCGGACAGCCUUCUCUGUGACUAUUUAUCACAACUACACACUUUCAUAAUCGUAUGCCAUUAUGAAUUUGCAAUUUAUGGCCACAUGUCACUUUUUGACUGGGGCUUGGUAAACACUUCCUGUGUAAUAAGCCAGCAGCAGGCCGAGCAUGCACGCACCUGUCACACAUUUCAGCCAUAUACAAAAAACAAUUCAUUGUACAGUAAAGGUGUGGUUCUCAACAAGGUCGCAACCCACUGUUAUAGAAAUGAAGAAAAAUAAAGCAUUUUUUAAAAUUUAAAAAUAGCUUCUGAAAACACAUGUACACUACGUUAUAUGUUUAAAUGCCGUUAGUUUAAGGUUUCGUUGAAAGGGAAUCACGACUUUACCUGCCUCUGUCACGGGGGGUGACGUCACGGUGUUGUUCGCCCUCUUCGGCCGAAAAGUUUGACAAAAAGGACAAGUGUUUCUAAAGAUUGUUCGAAAUGUGAACCAGGCUCAAGACCUGAGUGUUGCUUUUUGCUUUCGCUCCACUUCUAAACGCCUCGAAACUUCGAACGAGACAUGUGGUCAAAUAGCAAUGAUGGCCUCAUCACCUAUCAUGUACCGUUUGAUAACCGACUUCUGGUAUCUGAGGUGGCAGAGUCCAAGUGCCCGCGUCCUGAGGUGAGACUGUGCGCGCCAGUGAAGAAUAGGAACACGAGUGGGUGCAUUAAACAGAAUAAACGUGAUGAUGCCACGGCGGUGCAGGGACCCAGGCUGCGGAGAGGGGCUCUCUCUUAUGCCUCCACCAGGCGAAUCCAGGUAAAGAUGGAAGCUGAAAUUCAAGAGGCAAAAGAACUGAUUCGACCUUUGCUGGACACAGAAAAGGAGUUGGAGAAUUUUCUGAGCAGGCACGAUGAAGCCAAGGCAAUGAAGAGGGAGGUGAUGCGCAAGGUUUUGCAUGAGGAAGUGUGGGCCCCGCUCCAAAAGAAGCUCGACUACCACAUGGCCAUCUGCAACCCGGCCGAGAUCAAGACACGCCAAAACUUGUAUGAACGAUUCCUCCAGCACGGAAACGCCAAGGGCUACGUGUUUUUAGAUACGUGUGACCUGAAUGAAUACAAUCCGUAUCUCCUCUAUGGCAAAAAGCCACACAAGUGCAAGCUGAUGGCGGCUGAGCUGAAGGAGAUGGAAUUAUUAUACGAGAGGUCCAAGAUGAAGAAGACUCGCUGUGAAGCAGGAUGUCUGUACAAGUGGAUCAGUCAGAGCAAGGUCCAAGACGGCGACUAUGUGACCCCUGUGAUCACCUCAUUCCAUGUCCAGUCAGCAGACAAGGGCCACACGAAUCACACGAGGUCCAGCCUGGAUGUACCGUACCAUGUACGCGAGACCUCCACACUGGAUGGCACAUGCCAUCACGGCGGCUGCUGGUUCUCCAGAUGAGUAGCGCUUUCUUCACUUCACAUCAAUGAAGUUCAUUUUAUCAACCCAAUAGCCACCUGUCAGUAUUACACACGCAUAGAUACAAGAACACUGGUGGUUAAUAUUGAAGCCCCAACAAAGAGGACUGUUUGUAUGUACAAUGUACAGGACUGCACAGCAUGUACAAUUUAUUAAUUUAGCAUGAUGAAUUUCACACAGGAUUGACAGUAUGCUAUGCUGUUUGCAUUGUGUCCAGAAGCUAAAACAGACCCGGCAUGUUUGUACUAAUAAAAGCAGGUCAGUUAAUGCAUUGUUAAAUACCUCUUUGACAUUGGAAAUGAUUGUAUCUGUAAAGUCUUGAUUGUGAGUAGAUGGUGUGGGUGUACCUAAUGUUGUGGCUUGUAAGUCGCAUGGUUGUUUGUUUAAAAAAAGAAAAAAAAAAGAAAAAAGUAUUCCAGUGUGCUGCCAAUCCUAUUCACUUUUCCAGAACAAGGUUGCUAGUAUGUGAAGGCACUUGUGAAUGGGGGUUUUGCAGUCUUAUAUGACACAGGGGCUCAGAAGUAUCAUUUGGGUGGAGGCUCAUAGAGCUGCAGGUCCAGCUUGACCCAAACUUCUCCAGUGGGGACCUCGUGGAGCAGUAGGCGGCGACUGGCGGCACCUUUGCUCUCCAGUUCCUUCUUGAUAGUUGCCACGGGAACCUCAGUGCGGCCAAGGAAAUCUAAUGGGAAAAAAAUGGUUACAAAAAUAAAUAAAUAAAUUUGUAUUUUUUUUUAAAGACAGAAAGUGAA
Phycodurus eques (leafy seadragon) is the source of this 3277-nucleotide messenger RNA. It is a transcript of the gene fam228a, whose product is annotated as family with sequence similarity 228 member A. The coding region runs from base 1650 to 2510 and encodes 286 amino acids. Lineage: Eukaryota; Metazoa; Chordata; Actinopteri; Syngnathiformes; Syngnathidae. The record is from RefSeq and is a predicted model, not a curated record. The transcript is spliced from 10 exons.